This is a messenger RNA of Cordyceps fumosorosea ARSEF 2679, 1563 nucleotides long. RefSeq lists its product as hypothetical. Bases 1 to 1563 code for a protein of 520 amino acids. The record is from RefSeq and is a predicted model, not a curated record. NCBI's taxonomy places the organism in Eukaryota, Fungi, Ascomycota, Sordariomycetes, Hypocreales, Cordycipitaceae. The transcript has 2 exons.
AUGAGCAGACGACUCGGCCUAACCGCCAACGCACCGGGGUUGCUUAAGACCGUGGGCAACCGUCCACGAAAGACGCCGACAGAGCCCAUCGACGACGAUGCCCCGCCGCUGUCCACUGACGACGAGGACGAGGACGCGUUCAGCGAGGGGACGGUCCAGGCGGCAUCGGCCAGUGACCGAGCCGCCUCCUUCAAACGCAAGGCACCCCCAAGCCGAUUCCGUCGGCCGCUCCCGCCGCUGCCCGACCGCGACAUUGACACCUCCUCGGACGAAAGAGCGCGGCGGGCCGCCAUCAAGCCGACGACGUUCGGGUCGAAGAAGCAACCAGACGCAGAGGCUGUGAAGAAGCGGAGGAGGGUGUCGAAGAGUCCCGAGCCUGAACGGCCGCCGGUUGAGGAACGGUUGAAGCCGGGCAGCCAUCUGAUGGACAAAUACGGCUUCAUAGGCAAAAGGCCAGCAAGGUCAACCUAUGGAAAGUCACGAAGCUCACAGAGUAGCCAGCCAGGCUCGUCACAGGGUAGCUCGAAAGGCGCCAAAACGCUUCGCGUUCGCAGUCCAAUAGAGAGUCCGCAAAAAAGGAAGAAGGGUUCCAAAUUUAUUGUGCCUGAUAAGAAUUUUCAGUCGUCCCCUUGCGGCUCCCCCAAGAAGCUGCUGACCAAAUUGCACGGCGAUUCCGAGAGUGAAGGCGACGACAGCAUUCUCUCGUUCUUGAAGUCCACGAAAGCCACCCAAAAGGGCAAAAACGGCAAAACAAAGACCCCCGGGUCGUCGCCGCCGCCGCCACGAGCGGUGUUCAAGCUUCCAGAAAACUUUCUCGACCGGUCACCGGGCAGGGAACCACGGCCCGCCACCGACGGUGCCGACGAUUUGUCGAAGCUCUCCUCCGACGAGGAAGAGGAAGCACCUGCCGCUGACGAGGAGGGCGGCGACCGGCCACGGCUCAAAAUCCCCGCCACCAUCCCCGACUCCUCCCCGCUGUCACCACCACCACCCGCUUCCGCCCAGUGCCCCUGGUGCGGCGACGAGGUCGAGCGCGCCCUCCUCGACGACUUCGCGCAGGGCCGCCGCCUCGACGUCCGCCGACAAAGGCGCUUCUGCGCACUGCACAAGCGCGCCGCCGCCCUGCACACCUGGCGCGACCGCGGAUACCCCGAGAUCGCCUGGGACGCCCUCGAGCCGCGCUUCGCCGCGCACGCCGCGCACCUGCAGGCCGUCCUCGACGGCGCGCGACCCUCACCCUACCACGACGCCUACGCCGCCAGCCGCCGCCGGACCGCCCGCGGCGAGGAGGACAACCUCAACCCGGGGUACUACGGCCCGCGCGGGCUCGUCGCCAUGGGCGACUACCUGGUGGCCGAGUUUGGCGACGCGCUGAAGAGGCGCGCAGUGGGCGACGGCGGCGUCAUCGCGGGCAAGGGCGCGGCCGCGUUCGUGCAGGCCGUGCUGGUCGCGGAGCUGGGCGUGCGGCUCAUCAUGGAGGACCUCGGCGUGGACGAGGAGGAGGCGAGGCGCGUGCUGGAGGAGAGCAAGGCGCUGGGGGAGCUGGUACAGCCAGAAGUCUGA